AUGAGUCUUUGGAAUGAAGCGCGCGACCAAUUUGUGCAGCAGCUACGAAGUGUGCCCGAAGAUCCCUUGGCCAUCGAGAAGUUUUUGCAGGACAAGGCUUCCGUCGAUGAUGCCCGCCGAGGCGUUGCUACGCUUCGUGAAGAUAGCGACCGCAAAUAUGGAAUGAAUGAAAGCCGCGGAAAAGGCGUCUCCGGCAAAUGGAUACGUAGGAUCAUGGAGAAUCUUAAUCAAAUCACGACCUUUGGUAAUGUGGCUAUGAUAGCCGCGCCUGAGUCGGUUGGGGUUGUCUGGUUUGCAGUUGAAAAGGUACUCAGCGCGAUUCAGAACGACUACAAUCUCUACGGCACUUUCAAUGUCGCCUUGCACGAUAUUUCAGAGAUGAUGGUCCUCGUACGGACUUAUGAUGAGGUUUUCCAGGAUCGAAGGGGGAAGGGGGAUGGGAGCAUUUUUCACGAGCUUUCCAAAAGCAUUCUUGAAGUCUACAUAUCCAUCUUAGACUUUUCCUACGCUGUCAGAAAGUAUCUAUCUGGUGGCAAGCGUGCGAAGAUCGGGCAUGCUUUGAAGGAUGUGGUCGGUGCAUCGAACAGACAAUUUGAGGGCAAGACAACCGCGCUUCAAGCCCAGAAGGCUAAAGUCAUCCAAUACUCGGAAGCAGCUUUCCAGCAAAAGACGAGCGAUAGCUUAGGGGAUGUCUCAGGCGAGCUUGUUGGCAUGCAAAAAACCAUGCGUGAUGUAUUUGAAUUUCACCAGCGGUCAUCGACAGAAAUGAAGGAAAUUCUGAGUGAAAUCAAAACAGCCAAUAGAGCGCCUACCCAUGGCGAACUCGCGGUCUUGGAGUAUGACAAGAACAUGCAGCGUUUGACACCAUGGCUAGACGCAGGUAGCGCGACCCUGAGCACACACGUCAAAGCCCGUGAAGAGGGCACUUGCACUUGGAUCAAAGAUGCAGCUUGCUAUACCUCUUGGCAAGAUGCUUCCAAGAGCUCCAUACUCUGCAUAAGAGGCGAGACAAGCUCCGGCAAAUCAGUCCUAGGUGCUUUCGUGUAUGAGACGCUCCGCAACGAACUCAGCAAUAGCAAAGACAAAAACACCUUGGUGCAGUACAUAUCGCAGGAUAUCAAGUCUACCGGUGACAUAGAGAAAGCCCUCAAACGAAUGGAAAACACCCUUUUGCGUCAGAUAUACGAGCACGCUCUGGAUGAUGUGGAUGAUGAUUUACUCCUGCAGCGCUGCAACAUUCUCUUCAGCCAUCCAAAGAAAUCCAAAGGCAGAGAUAAUCCGGGUCCUAGUACUACUGAGAAACCAAUUCUAAGUGGGGUUGCCGGUGGGCAAACCACUUUAGAUUUCUUAGACGUAUACCCUAGCCUUGUUGAAUCGCUUAAAAAGCGGAUAGUGGUGAUUAUUGACGGCGUAGACGAUCUUCUUGACGAAGACCAAGCAAAAUUUGCUGAGAAUCUAGUCAAAUUAAGGCAAGAGCCGGAUAUUCAUGUCCGUAUCCUCCUUCUAUGUCGACCAUCAAGCCCAAUCCGCCUGAAAUUGGGGGAUGAGACGACUCAGAUAACAAUGGCCGAUCACAAUUUGGAUGACAUCAGAUUGAUCAUUAGCAGAGGAUUGGAAAUCCUGCCUGGCCUAUCAUCAGACGAAAGGAGCGAAAUUGAAGCUGUAAUUACUCAGAAGACAGGGCAUCGAAUCAGAUAUGUCAAACAAGUAGCCCUCCCUUUUCUGCACACUCCCUUCCAACGCCCAGUCACAACAUGGCUGCAGUCUCUACCAGAAAAUGUCAACGAGACAUAUCACCAGCAUCUACGUCAGCUUGCUCCAAAUUAUUACGAUCUACUUCGCUUGGCUUUGAGCGUGACAUUUGUUGCGGAAAGACAACUCCGGAUAGACGAAAUAAUGGAAAUAUACUCGCGGAUGUACUUAAAUGACAGCACGACUGAUGAUCCGGACAAGACACAAGUGAAUUUGGAGCUUUACCGCAAACAGAUACUGAAAGCUGGAGGGCCAUUCUUGAAUGUGCGCGAAAAUAACCAAGUCGAACUCACUGAUCCUGAGGCAAUUCGCGAGUUUUGCCGUCCGAAACCGAAUAAGGCACACGCGGAAGACGCAGAGCGAUCGAUGUGCUUGAAAUGCAGGCAGAAUACGCAUACGGUCGAUGCGCUACCGGUAGAUGAAAGACAUGCACACUUAGCACUUGCCAUCACUUGCAUGAAACACCUCAAUUCUAAUACGUUCCAUGUCCGAUUCUUUGCCGAUUCGCUCGACGAAGCUAGAUCCCGGGUCGUGAAAGAGAAGACUGCUAACAAGGAUACGGUCUCGGACGUAAAUUUAGAGACCGCGGGUUCGCCGCAGAACUUAGCUUCUACGACUGAGUCAAACCAGCUCAAUGUAGCCCAAGCUGGCGAUUCCGACUCGAAAAACGAGCAACAGGAAGCACUUUUGGAAAUCCGGGAAGCUGCUACCUCCUCACCGAACGAAGUAAGUGACGAUGACUCCCAAUUCUCGGAUCAAGAAGGUGAUAAUGAAGACUUCGACCAAGCUGACAACGAUGACUGGGACGAUAAUUCUGACUGGUGGACUUCAAGAAGAUACGAGAUUACAAGUUGGUACUACAACAUACAGGAAGCUGAGCGUCUCUGGUCGCCCGACGAAAGAAAAUCUAGCCCAGAAUGGCAAGAGCUCUUGAAAGAACUUGAACGCUUCUUCCUGGACGGGACCCUAGCUUUUGAAGCUUGGAAAUUAGACUGGGUAAAUUACUCGUGUGAAAAAUGGGAGCCACUUCACUUUGCUGCAUGCCAUGGACUUAUGAGUGUAACACAGAUGCUCCUUGAUAGGGGGGCAAAGGUGAUGGGCCUCACACCCGAUGGCUGGAGCGCAUUACACUUGAUCACUCAAGCCCCGAAACCGAGUCAAGCUGCGAUAUUACGCCUGUUCCUACAAAAUGGUGGCGACCCUAAUGUUGACGGUGAACAGGAAUCCUGGGUCAUGCCGGCGUUCCAUCAUUGGCUGUACAACGGGGCUGACCCUGAAUGUGUCAAAGAACUGCUUCGUAGUGGCGCUUCAAAUUCUCUGACAAAUUCGCAGAAUCAAAAUGUAAUGCACUAUUUUGCUUUGGAUGGAGCUGAUCCGGAGGUGUUGUACCUUCUGCUGGACAAUCCUCUAGACGCCAAUAAUCGUGCAGAUAUCAAUGUCGAAGACGGCGACGGUGAGACGCCUUUACACAGGCUACUCUCUCGCCCAAAAGUCCCGAUCGACCUUCUUAGGGCGUUCCUUGCACGUGGGGCUAAUGUCAAUAUCGAUGAUAAACAGUCCGAGCGCCCUCUUUACGAAGCAGCUCGCUGGGGUGAGAACGAUGCUGUUGAAGCCAUUAUUGAGCAAGUGACAGACAUCGACGACGAUAGCAGAUGUGGACAAACAGCACUUCAUGGCGCGGCUCAUGCUGGCCAUAAAGAGACUGUGGAGUUGCUCUUGAAGCAUGGGUCUGACCCAAAUCGAAGAGACAAACACAAUAGGAGUCCUCUCUUCUUGGCCUGCCUGGGGCGAAGAGGGUUCAUUCCGGAGGAUGUCCAUCAGGAGACGGCUGAAUUACUGUUCAAUGAACAGAUGAGACGCCGAUCGGCUUUUCACGAUAUUAAUGUUUGUACCAAACGUGGUCGCACAACGCUUCGCGAAGCGGCAGGCCGCGGCUAUCUACAGAUUGUAUCAGGCAUCCUAGAGCAGAUGGCACCCGAGGAGAAGGUAUGGAUUGACAAGCGCGACGACCGAAAGCGGCACAGCCGCGUCGCACGGACGGGGGAAGUCAUUGAGAUCCUCCUCCAGCACGGUGCAAAUGUAUUGCUUCGGGAUGGUGUCGAUGGUAAAGGGAUGACAAGCCUCGAGAUUUGCCUGGAUAGAUGGGCUGUCAUAGGGUCCAAUCGUUACGAGAACGCCAUGGUUCGCCUCAUUGAUGCCUGCACAGACGAAGCAAAGGGUAAUAAACUUUUGCUGACCACAGCAGCCAUUCAUGGAAGCGUUCAGGUGCUGGGAAAGCUGGCAAAUGCAGGUGUCAAUCUAGACCUACCGGAUGCUUAUGGAUGGACACCGAGUCAGCUAGCCUCGCAAUUUGACCACUUUGAAGCGGCAGCAUUUAUCAGGGGGUCAUUAGCAAAGCGAGCGUUGCGACCAACUCAGUGGACCGUUGAAGGCGACGCAAAGAUCACAACAUUAGAGGACGAUGGCAGGGGCGUCAACCACGAAGAGUCCCCGAGAAUGUGUAUAUUAGCCGAUCACCCGGUGCCUGCUGGUCUGACAGCCUACUACUAUGAGAUAGAAAUAUUAGACGCCAAAACCGGGAAAUCGAUUGGUAAGAACGGCAUCAUGCCCCUUGAUCUUCACUUGCUGACCAGUAGGACAGACUCUCAGACUCAGGGGAAUGAAGACGAGCCGGAAAUCGCCAUGGGUUUUGCAACUGCAUCCGCCAAAUUGGUCGAGUUUCCUGGAUGGCCUCCAAAACCAGUUGCUCCGAAUGUGCAGUCAUGGGCCUAUCAUGCUGAUGAUGGAGCAAUUUGUGCUUCAAAUCGGAAGAAGUGGCCGUCCAGCUUUGAUAAGCAUUACGGACCAGGCGACACGGUGGGCUGUGGAUUGGAAGUUGAGGCAAAAAGAAUCUUCUUUACAAGAAAUGGUGUUAGGAUCGACGACCACGUCUUCGAAGAUUUCAACGGACGCGUCUUUCCAAUCAUUGGCCUAAGUGAGAAGAUGAAGUUGCGCACAAAUUUUGGUCUCGACCCCCAAAUGCCCUUCAAAUGGAAUCAGCAGGCGGAAGAAACCUCGAAGGAGGUAGGGGAGAAGCUCGUCAAUGGGACCGGCUCGUGA
Molecule: messenger RNA, 4851 nt
Organism: Bacidia gigantensis
Lineage: Eukaryota; Fungi; Ascomycota; Lecanoromycetes; Lecanorales; Ramalinaceae
Exons: 4
Coding region: 1-4851 (1616 amino acids)
Cellular component (GO): cytoplasm; nucleus
Molecular function (GO): protein binding
Source: RefSeq, a predicted model, not a curated record